ACGGGGGCAGCAGCAGCAGCUGAAAGACGUCGCUCGCGUUUCUUUGCUCGGGCUCGAGCGAACGAGGAGAAGAGAGAGAGGGAGAGAGAGAGAGAGGGAGAAAAAAAGCAGACGGGGUCUCCAGAAGGAGAGGCGACAAAAAAAAACUUGGACAGGGCUGUCAAGGAAAGUGAGAGAUGCAGUGAAGAACUGACACACAUUAGGUCAAAGGUUACUGCUCACCAGGAAGUGGAGGUGCAGGAUGCAGUCUCGCACACAGGAGCAGCCGUUGGCCCUCACUGCAGUGAAGUCACACUAUCCGACCAAUGGGAAAGAAGAAGAGGUGAACACAGAUGCAGAUUUCAUGGAAGAAGAGGCAGAGUUUAACUGGGAGGAGUACAUGGAGGAGACGGGGGCUAACGCCGCCCCUCACACCACCUUCAAACAUGUGGAGAUCAGCCUGCAGAGCAGCUUCCAGCCAGGUAUGAAGCUGGAAGUGGCCAAUAAGAGCAACCCGGACACGUACUGGGUGGCCACCAUCAUCACCACAUGUGGCCAGCUGCUGCUGCUGCGCUUCAGCGGCUACGGCGAGGACCGCAAGGCCGACUUCUGGUGUGAUGUCAUGACAGCCGAUCUGCACCCGGUGGGCUGGUGCACCCAGAACAACAAGACCCUCAUGCCCCCUGAAGAUAACAUUUACCUAAGAAAAGCCAUCAAGGAGAAAUACAACGAUUGGACAGAGUUCCUCAUUCAGGACCUGACCGGUUCCAGGACGGCACCGGCCAACCUGCUGGAGGGGCCUCUGAGAGGUAAGAACACCGUGGAUCUGAUCGUCGAGGGCUCAGUCAUGGAGCUUCAGGAUGUGUCAGACCCUUUCCUUUAUUGGCCUGUCCGAGUUAUCCAGAACGUUGGGGGGAGACUCCGUCUACGCUACGCCGGUCUCUCCGACGACCACCAGGCUCAGGACACCUGGCUAUUCUACCUGGAUGUCAGGCUCCGCCCGCUCGGCUGGGCUCUGGAGAACAAGCUCACCUUAGAACCGCCCACAGGGCUCCAGUCUCUGAAGAGCGACUCUGAAUGGCAGCACGCUCUGGAGGAUGCUCGACUCAACGGACAGAAGAGUCCGCUGCCACUUGAGGUGUUCAAGGACCAUGUAGACCUGCCUAAGCACUCCUUCAAGACGGGGAUGAAGCUGGAGAUGGUUUCUCUGCGGGAGCAGCUCCAGAUCUGCCCUGUUUCUGUCACCAAGGUCUACGACGACAUCUACUUCCAGGUAACGCUGGAUGAUCUCUCCCUUGACGCGAAGCCGCAGUCUGUCGUGUGUCACGCCAACUCUCCUGGCAUUCUGCCCAUCCAGUGGUGUCUGAAGAAUGGCGUGGGUCUGGAGCGGCCCCGAGGCUACGAAGGCCAGGACUUCGACUGGGCUGACUACCUGAAGCAGAGCGGGACAGAAGCGGCCCCUGACGCCUGCUUCCCUGAUACAUGGCAGAACAGAGGCUUUGCCAAGGACAUGUGGCUGGAGGCGGUGAACCCUCACCGGCCAGAGGAGGUGUGUGUGGCUGAGAUCACACAGGUCAGAGGACGCCUGCUGUGGCUCCGACUGGAAGGUGUGGCAAAGCCCCUGUCAGAGUGUAUUGUGGACGUCGAGUCCGUGGACAUCUUCCCUGUCGGCUGGUGCGAGGCCAACGCUUACCCUUUGACCCCUCCACUCAAACCUGUCUGCCAGAAGCAGAAGAAGAUAGCGGUGGUCCAGCCAGAGAAACAGUUGGCUCCGUCGCAGCCGGUAGAGGUGACACCUGUCAACCACUGCCAGCCCGUUGCCAUGGAUCCAGGCUCAGCCAAUGGCAGAUACUGCUGCUCCAAGAUUUUUGUCAACCACCGCUGUUUCUCAGGACCGUACCUCAACAAGGGACGCAUCGCAGAGCUGCCGCAAGCCGUCGGACCCGGAAAAUGCACACUGGUCCUCAAAGAGCUGCUGAGCAUGCUGAUCAACGCCGCCUACAAGCCAGGACGAGUCCUGAAGGAGCUGCAGGAGCUGGAGGAUCAGAGCUGGGACUGCCAAGAGGAGACCCUCAAAGCCAAAUAUAAAGGGAAAACCUAUCGCUCCACCAUCCGGAUAGUCCGCCUCGCUGACCAGAUCCCGGACUUCUGCCGUAAGGUGUGCGUGAAGCUGCAGUGCUGCCCGAACCUCUUCAGCCCCGUCCUCGUCACUGACAAGUGCCCAGAGAACUGCUCCGUUCAGACCAAAACCAAAUACACCUAUUACUAUGGGAAGAAAAGGAAGCUGUCCAAGCCGAUGGGAGGAGAGGAGACGGCAGAGGGAGACCUGGCCAAGCCGACGCGCCGCAGGAAGAAGAGGAAAGCUAUCUUUGUGCAGAAGAAAAGACGCUCGUCCGCUGUGGACUACACUCCUGCCGGCUCACCGCAGGACAGUGAUGAGGGAGAGGAGGAUGAAGAGAUGGCGUGUCAGUCGGGCAGUGAAGGCACCAGCUCUGAGCCACGUGAGGACCACACUGACGCCUCAUCGGUGGAGGUGAACAGUAGUCGCCCUCGCCGGGCCACGACGCUGCGCAGGACCUUCAGCGUCGGCGACACUACCGCCAGCCAGGAGGUGCCUGAGCGCCGCAGGAGGUCCACCCGCUCGCUGUCGGCCUACAACCAGAACAACAACAAGUACCAGCCACCCAAAGGACAAGACAUGCAGGUGCAGACAGAGAGACGGCACACUGAUGGAGGUUCAGCCCUCACAGUGGUGGAGGAGGAGGGUCAGCUGGUUUUGGACAGAAAUCCUCUGGAGUGGAGCGUGGAGGAAGUCGUUCAGUUUAUAAACUCUACUGACUGUGCGUCCCUGGCCAACAUCUUCCAGGAGCAGGACAUUGACGGUCAGGCCCUGCUGUUGUUAACUCUGCCAACUGUACAGGAGUGUAUGGACCUGAAGCUCGGUCCCGCCAUCAAACUGUGUCACCAGAUAGAGCGCGUCAAGGUUGCCUUUUACAGACAGUAUGCCAACUGAUUGAGAAGCUGCAACAGCAAGUCACCCGCUGCACAACUGGCCAGUUGAGGAAAAUGUUGGAUUAAGUCCGUCCUGGUGAAACCCUUUGGAAUGUUUUGGCAAUGUGGAUUUCUUAGCGGAGUUGCAUUGGCAAGACACAAAAGAAAGUUACAACAGAAGAAGGUGAAGGAUUCAUUUCUGUGAUAGUGGUGUCAGUGUGACACCAACAAAAACGUUCUAACUGCCGACUCCAGCAGAACAAAACACAUCGGAGUCGAUCCGUGUGCUUUACCGAUCUGUGAAGACGUUUCUUUGAGAAGCUGAGAACUUGUUUUUGAAGACAUUUGUGUUUUUCUUGCUUUUCAUUUCCUUUUUAUUUGUGAUAGAGGAACAUUAUAGCAUUUAAGUUAAAAAGUAAUUACUGACCACACGGUUUUCCCUUCUUUGUGUGACAUGAUUGGUUCUGAAAAAAUAUCUGAAAAUUAUUUAAUAAACCAAGAAAUAAUAUAUUUGGAAUAUUUAUUAUUCUGUUGUAAUUUAUAAGGAGUAAUUAUCUAUUUGGAUGUAGAGAAAAUAAUAGUUAUAUCAAAAUAUCAAUAUUAACUCCUUUUCCACUGAACUAAACCUCUAAAAGAUGAAGUUAUUUCACAAACUGGGAUCUGAAUUAAUUUACAUUUACACAAGAUGACACCUUCUGAAAUACUUUGAAAUUCCCAGUUGAGCAUACUUCUCAUUGUUACAAUCACAUGAAUCAAUCAUGUAAGCUAUUUUGUGUCCAUCUAUGCAAAUGUGUUGCAGAUAUUUUUGAUAUGUACGAAAAUAAAUUUCUAUUGAUUUUUA
Messenger RNA from Micropterus dolomieu (smallmouth bass), 3811 nucleotides. RefSeq names its product Scm like with four mbt domains 2 (gene sfmbt2). The coding region runs from base 242 to 2992 and encodes 916 amino acids. Gene Ontology annotation, cellular component: nucleus. Gene Ontology annotation, molecular function: transcription corepressor activity; histone binding. The record is from RefSeq and is a predicted model, not a curated record. NCBI's taxonomy places the organism in Eukaryota, Metazoa, Chordata, Actinopteri, Centrarchiformes, Centrarchidae. Gene Ontology annotation, biological process: regulation of DNA-templated transcription. The transcript is spliced from 21 exons.